AGCUUCCGUUGUCUAAGGGCGUUUUUUUUUCAUCUUAGCACCAUAAUUUUUGGGGUGGUGGCUUCUUGUUUCACAAGUUUCAAUUCCACCAAGGUAGAGUCCAGGAGAAAGACCCGACGGUUUAUCCAUUAAACAUUAUUUUAAAACUUUUGUUCCUUAGUAGAGACUUCAACACCGGCUUUCCCGGUGUUCCUAUAAUAAGUUCACGCAACAAAAGAGUGGUUUGCCAGUGGUGGUGUGCGCUAACAGUAAUAAGCUAAACAGGCGAGAACGAGCUUACCCUACUUUAGCUAGCUAACUCGCUAGCUCCAGAGAGGUUUCCAAUGCAGGCCAUCAAGUGUGUGGUAGUAGGGGACGGGGCUGUGGGUAAAACAUGCUUGCUCAUCAGCUACACCACCAAUGCAUUCCCUGGGGAGUACAUCCCCACAGUCUUUGACAACUAUUCUGCCAAUGUGAUGGUGGAUGGUAAACCUGUGAACCUGGGUCUCUGGGAUACAGCAGGACAAGAAGACUACGACAGGCUCAGACCACUGUCUUACCCACAGACGGAUGUCUUCCUGAUCUGCUUUUCUCUCGUGAGCCCUGCCUCCUUUGAAAACGUCCGGGCUAAGUGGUACCCUGAGGUGCGUCACCACUGCCCCAACACACCCAUCAUCCUGGUGGGCACCAAGCUGGACCUGAGGGAUGACAAGGACACCAUCGAGAAGCUGAAGGAGAAGAAGCUGUCCCCCAUCACCUACCCCCAGGGCCUGGCCAUGGCCAAAGAGAUCGGUUCUGUGAAGUACCUGGAGUGCUCAGCCUUGACCCAGCGUGGCCUUAAAACGGUCUUUGAUGAGGCCAUCAGGGCGGUGCUCUGCCCCCCGCCCGUCAAGAAGUCCAAAAGGAAGUGCAAGAUCCUCUAAUGAGCCUUGGUAUGGGAAGUGGGAGGAAUGCUGCUGCAGUCUGAGCUCACCUUUUGGAAAGGAAGAGGGUGGGGUGUUUCCUGUAGUCCCAUGUCAAGUCCCCCUCCCCCCCCCCCCCCCCCCCUCCCCUCUAGGUUAGAUCUGAGAGAGCUGGACACGGUUAACGUCAUGGAGCAAUCACUACAGUUCCCUUUAGUUGGCUGGAUUGGUCAUCCAUCUUGGUGUCUAUCCACUGUUGUCAGAUCCAGGCUAGUGUUUAGGGGGCAAAGGGUCAGUUGGAGACAGGAAGAAGGAGGAUUCUACAGAAGGAUGUGUAUUCCAUGUUAUAUUUCUCUGUCGAAUUGUAAUAAUUACUACUUAGAUAUGAUUGAUUUUUAUCCUGCGAUCAUAGAACUAACUCGACUAUCGACUCAAGGAGGAGCGGGAAACAUCAGUUUCCCUACACUAAGAAAUUCCUGCUGCCUUCUAGUUUUACUCCCCCAAAUCUUUUUUUCCCUUUUUUUGAAUUAUUUUUCCAAGAAGAUUUUUAAUCAAUUGCUCAUCUGUUUCAGUCUCUUUCCACUCUUAAUGAGCCCACAUCGUUUGUUUACAGACUCUAGUUGAGGUGUUGCCAAAUGGAUAACUGUCAUCUUUGUGUAGUUGCUCUAUGUACAUUAAAUGUAAUAAUUAUACUGUCUUUGUCCCUUUAGAGUUCUCUUCUGAAUACCAUAUGACCAUCUCAAAGUGACAGUUAAAUGAAUAACUUCUAAACUCUAAAUGAAAUAAUGUCGCCAAGUUCUGUAAUCAUUCUCUCAAGUAAAUUCUGAUCAAAAAUCCUUUCCUGGUACAAUUGAAGUUAAUCUAUCACAGUAAACUAUUUUAAAAACAAAACUGAUUUUAAGUUGGUAUAUUUUGAGACAGUUUUAAAGGUUAUCCACUAAUAAUCUACAGCAGGCUGCAACCCCUCUCGCUCCAUUGAAAGUAGACAGCCAGUAUUUCAUGCACUAGCGCAGGUCUACAGAAGUGCUUCUUAAGGGUUUGAGUAGAUUAUAUAUCAGACCAAAUAAAUAUAGAUCUCUCUGGUUUUCAUGUUUUGUGACGGUUCAUGUACAUACUGUACCAUACUAAUCCUACAUAAUGGAGUCAUCAAUCAUGGAUCAUGUCUGUGGUGGCUAGUUUUUACAGCCCAAGGUACUUGCGUGGGGUACUCAGCGUUAUAUAUCGUUAUAUAGCGUUCUCUACUCUCACAUUCCUUUAACCAGCAGACCUGGCCGGGCACAGCAACUUGUAGUCUCUUCUGUUCCAUUUCUAACUUCAGUUAAAAUACAUUCUGAUGUUGGCUUCUUUUUCCUCUGAAUAGUUAGGCGAUGGGAUUACAGUGUGACGCGAGUAUCACAAUGUUAUGUCAAUGUUGUCCUGUCUUGUCAUCACUGAUUAACUAGAUCUAAGAACAAUGUUUGGACUCUCAGAACCUGUAUAUGGCCACAAUGUCUUGUUAUACUGUAGCGUCUUAAGUGCUGUAGGAACCUUAAUCAUUAGAUCGGUGACUUGCUACUGUACCGGUGAUUAUUCUUCCAAGCACACCAGCUGUCAUGAAGUGUAAUCAAAAUGUGCAGGACUUUUAAUUUUCACCCUUGAGAAACUGCAGCAUUUAGCAAUGUUGUAGAGGCAUAAAGAAAACAACAUUUUUCAUUUUAUUUCAAUAGUAUAUUAUAAUCUGUUGUGUUAUUUGUUUGUUUUUUUAAGCAAAUAAAUUCACAGAAAUGCA
Messenger RNA from Hypomesus transpacificus, 2649 nucleotides. Its product is annotated as ras-related C3 botulinum toxin substrate 1-like. The transcript is spliced from 6 exons. Gene Ontology annotation, biological process: small GTPase-mediated signal transduction; cortical cytoskeleton organization; establishment or maintenance of cell polarity. The record is from RefSeq and is a predicted model, not a curated record. Lineage: Eukaryota; Metazoa; Chordata; Actinopteri; Osmeriformes; Osmeridae. The coding region runs from base 324 to 902 and encodes 192 amino acids. Gene Ontology annotation, molecular function: GTPase activity; protein kinase binding; GTP binding. Gene Ontology annotation, cellular component: cell cortex; dendritic spine; cytoskeleton.